GAUGGCAGCCGCCGCGUCAGGCUCUGCGGCCUCGGCCCCUCCUCCCACCCCUUCCCCCGGUGCGAGAACCGCCGGAGCCGCGGCAGGAGCACGGACGGAACCGCCGCUUCCCCGCGGAGAAGGCGGAAAGCGAGGGCAGAGCCAUGAAACCACCGCAGCGCGGCAGCGGCGCGCGGUGAGCGCUCCCCUAGAAAGCUUGUCCCCUCCUGGUGGCCGUACCGCCGUUCCCGCCUAAACGCGGCGGGCGUGGCGGCGGCGCCGGCCGUGAGGGGCCCCGCGGCCAUGAAGGCGCUGCGGCGGCUGAGCCGGCACCGCACCGCGCUGGGGCUCGGCGGGCUCUCGCUCUGCGCCGCCGUCCUGCUCUACCUCGCCAAGUGCACCUCCGAGGGGCUGCGCCCGCUGCCCGCGCCCCCCGCGCUCCCGCACGGCCAGCCCGGCCGGGGGGCCCGUGCCGCGCCCCCGGCCGGCCCUGAGGGCAGCGCCUUCGUGGCCGUGGUGGUGAUGAGCGGCCCCAAGUACAGCGAGCGGCGCAGCAUCAUCCGCAGCACCUGGAUGGCGGCGGCGCGGCAGGCGCCUCGCGGCCACGUCUGGAGCCGCUUCGUGGUGGGCACGGCGGGGCUGAGCGCCGAGGAGCUGCGGAGCCUGGAGCUGGAGCAGAGCCGCCACCGCGACCUGCUGCUGCUGCCGGAGCUGCGCGACUCCUACGAGAACCUCACGGCCAAGGUGCUGGCGACCUACGUGUGGCUGGAUGCGCACCUGGACUUCCAGUUCGCCCUCAAGGCGGACGACGACACCUUCGUGCGCUUGGACGUGCUGGUGGAGGAGCUGAGGGCCAAGGAGCCGCGGCGCCUCUACUGGGGCUUCUUCUCGGGCCGCGGGCGGGUGAAAUCCGGCGGGAAGUGGAAGGAGAGCGCCUGGCUGCUGUGUGAUUAUUACCUGCCCUACGCGCUGGGAGGCGGCUACGUGAUCUCCGCCGACCUGGUGCGCUACCUGCGCCUCAGCAGGGACUACCUGAACCUGUGGCAGAGCGAGGACGUGUCCCUGGGCGUGUGGCUGGCGCCCGUCGACGUGAAGAGAGUGCACGACCCCCGCUUCGACACCGAGUACAAAUCGCGCGGCUGCAGCAACAAAUACAUCGUGACUCACAAGCAGAGCAUCGAGGACAUGCUGGAGAAGCACCAGACGCUGGCCAAGGAAGGGAAGCUCUGUAAGGAGGAGGUGAAACUCAGGCUUUCCUACAUGUACGACUGGGGAGUGCCUCCCUCGCAGUGCUGCCAGAGGAAGGAUGGCAUCCCCUGAAAGCCUCGGGAGGAAGACUCGGGAUGGUGGACUCUGCUUGCUCCUUGCGGGGAGGAUCCCAUUCAAAUGGAAUUCUUGCCUCGGUUUCUCC
This is a messenger RNA of Onychostruthus taczanowskii (white-rumped snowfinch), 1390 nucleotides long. It is a transcript of the gene B3GALT6, whose product is annotated as beta-1,3-galactosyltransferase 6. Gene Ontology annotation, cellular component: membrane. Gene Ontology annotation, biological process: glycosaminoglycan biosynthetic process. Bases 283 to 1299 code for a protein of 338 amino acids. The record is from RefSeq and is a predicted model, not a curated record. Gene Ontology annotation, molecular function: UDP-galactosyltransferase activity. NCBI's taxonomy places the organism in Eukaryota, Metazoa, Chordata, Aves, Passeriformes, Passeridae. The transcript has a single exon.